CUCUCUCUCUCACCAAUAAUUCUCUCUCUAUUGUCAGAGCCGACGACUCCUCUGUACAGAGUCUGUCUAUUUAAACCCCCUGUAUGGUCGCUCUCUCCUUUACCUGUAUCGUCACCUCUCUCUCUCGAUCGAAACCCUAGAAUUUCACCUUCAACAAUUCCAAGCCUACCCUAUAAACCAAAACCAAACCCAAACCCCCCCCCCCCCCCCCCCUCACAACCACAAUUCAUUCGAAUCAAAUCCAGAUUUACCCAAUUCGUCUCAAUCUCCCAUCCAAACCCUAGAUCCGAUCAAAUUUCCAAUUUUUUCUUGACAAUUCAAUUACACCCGUCAUCUCCAUUUCUUUCUUGAUAAUUCAAUUUCCCAUCCAAACCCUAGGUCCGUAUAAUUCAUCGAUCGUGCAUGGGCAUGGGGAGGGUUUACAGAGAAACCACGAAACCCUCGUCCUCCUCCUCGUCACCGUCGCCGCCUCCACUCACAUGUUCCACGGCGAUAACCCAGACCGUAAACGGGUCGCACCAGUUCAAGAUAACCGGGUACUCGCUCGCGAAGGGGAUAGGGGUGGGGAAGUACAUAGCGUCGGACACGUUCGACGUGGGCGGGUACUCGUGGGCGGUCUACUUCUACCCGGACGGGAAGAGCGUGGAAGACAAUGCGGGUUACGUGUCGCUGUUUAUUGCCUUGGCCAGCGAAGGGACGGAUGUGAGGGCGCUCUUUGAACUGACCCUUUUGGAUCAGAGCGGGAAGGAGAGGCACAAGGUUCAUACCCAUUUUGGGAGGGCGUUGGAGAGCGGGCCGUACGCGCUCAAGUAUCGCGGAAGCAUGUGGGGUUAUAAGAGGUUUUUCAGAAGAAGUCUUCUGGAGACAUCCGACUACCUUAAAGAUGAUUGCCUUUCAGUUAAAUGCAUUGUUGGUGUUGUUAAGUCGCACACAGAAGGCCCUAAGAUCUACUCUAUUCCAGUACCCCCAUCUGACAUUGGGCAGCAUUUUGGACAGCUACUGGAAAGUGGUAAGGGGACGGAUGUAAACUUUGAAGUUAGUGGAGAAACAUUUGCUGCCCACAAAUUGGUACUUGCAGCUCGCUCGCCUGUUUUCAGGGCUCAACUUUUUGGGCCUAUGAAGGAUCAAAAUGCACAGUGCAUCAAAGUAGAAGACAUGGAGCCUCCAGUUUUUAAGGCUUUACUUCAUUUUAUUUACUGGGAUGCAUUGCCGGACAUGGCAGAACUUACUGGUUUGAACACGAAAUGGGCGUCUGCUUUGAUGUCCCAGCAUCUGCUUGCUGCUUCUGAUCGCUAUUGUUUAGACAGGCUCAGGUUAAUCUGUGAGGCUAGGCUUUGUGAAGAUGUUGCCAUAAACACUGUGGCAACCACACUAGCCCUUGCGGAACAACAUCACUGUUUCCAAUUGAAAUCUGUGUGUCUUAAAUUUGUUGCGAUGCCUGAAAAUCUCAGAGCCGUGAUGCAGACAGAUGGUUUUGAAUACUUAAAGGAGAGUUGCCCCUCUGUCCUGACUGAACUCUUGGAGUUUGUGGCUAGAAUCAACGAGCACUCUCUCAUGGCCAGCAAGCACGGGAAUGAGGUUCUCCUUGAUGGAAGUGAUGUUCAUGGUAGACGCGUUAAGCAAAGACUCUGAAAUUUGGUUUGUACCGUUGGAUUGACCAAAAGUGGGGAAAAGGAAAAAGAAAUAAGGUAGCAGAAAGCUCUCUCUAGGGUUAGAAACACUUGGCCAGCUUUUGGCUUUAACAAAUUGCUAGAGAUGUAAAUGUAGCGUUCACUUGGUGUACUAGGCUAUCUUGUAAUUCAUUGUAGUUCUCUCUCUCUCUCUCUCUCUCUCUCUCCCCUGUAGUAUUUGUGGCUUCCAAUUGCAAGAUUGUUCAUCUC
Messenger RNA from Rhododendron vialii, 1880 nucleotides. Its product is annotated as BTB/POZ and MATH domain-containing protein 2-like. The transcript is spliced from 4 exons. The coding region runs from base 403 to 1632 and encodes 409 amino acids. Gene Ontology annotation, biological process: protein ubiquitination. Gene Ontology annotation, molecular function: protein binding. NCBI's taxonomy places the organism in Eukaryota, Viridiplantae, Streptophyta, Magnoliopsida, Ericales, Ericaceae. The record is from RefSeq and is a predicted model, not a curated record.